CCCCCCUCACCAGUUAAUAAUUCGUCUUACAAUUAUAAUUUCACAAGGCUAUAUCAUAUAAAAAUACAAAACCAACCCAUUUGUCUUCGUCCCCCCUAAUAAAUUAUUAAUUCCCAUCAUCAAACUCUACCAUCAUCACCAACAAGAACGAGAGAGGAAGAGAGAGAGAGAGGGAAGAGGAGAACAAGAGAAGAAAUCUCGAAGAGUAACCGAGAAGAGAUCGAAGAGAAGAGAGAGAGAGAGAGAGCGAGAGAGAGAGAGAGACUUUUCGUGGGGCAGGUGCCGAAGCACAUGACGGAGGAGCAGCUCCUCGAGAUGUUCAGGGAGGUCGCGCUCGUCGAUGAGGUCAACAUCAUCAAGGACAAGGCCACCAAGGUCUCCCGAGGUUGCUGCUUCUUGAUCUGCCCGUCGAGGCAGGAGGCCGACAAGGCGGUCACCGCCUGCCACAACAAGCGCACGCUCCCGGGUGCUUCUAGUCCAUUGCAAGUGAAGUAUGCAGAUGGUGAACUGGAAAGACUAGAACACAAACUUUUCAUCGGUAUGCUUCCGAAGAAUGUAUCUGAAGCUGAAGUUUCUGCUUUGUUUUCAACAUAUGGUAACAUUAAGGACCUACAAAUCUUAAGAGGUCCCCAACAAACAAGCAAAGGCUGUGCCUUUUUGAAGUAUGAAACUAAAGAUCAAGCUCUUGCAGCACUCGAGGCCUUAAAUGGGAAAUACAGAAUGGAGGGUUCAAGCAUGCCUUUGGUUGUUAAAUGGGCUGACACAGAGAAGGAAAGGCAAGCCCGGAGGGCACAGAAAGCUCAAUCUCAGGCCUCAAAUCAUCCAAAUACCAAUUCAAUACAGCACCCUUCAUUAUAUGGAGCUUUACCAAUGGGAUACAUUCCUCCAUAUAAUGGAUUUGGCUAUCAGCCAACUGGAACUUAUGGACUCAUGCAAUACCCUUUAGCUUCAAUGCAAAAUCAAGCUGCCUUCAAUAAUAUGGUUCCUCCUGUUAAUCAAGGAAAUACGGUACAUGGAAUUAGUCCAGAUCUUUCCCCAGGCACGGUGCCCAGGAAUUUUGCCACAAUGCAAUCUGCCGGCUACAUGGGGUCGGCAUAUCCUGCCAUGCCAGGUGUUCAAUACCCUCUAGCCUAUCCAAGUGGUAUGAUGAGCCACAGGCCUUUUGGAAACUCCCAUGCACCAGUCCAACAGGUAAACAUGAAUAGUAAUCCAGCAUCAUCUUCAAGCACCAGUACGAGUUCGGGGGGUCAGGUAGAAGGUCCUCCCGGAGCUAAUUUAUUUAUAUAUCAUAUCCCCCAAGAAUUUGGCGACCAGGAGCUUUCAAAUGCCUUUCAGGGAUUUGGAAGGGUUUUGAGCGCUAAAGUUUUUGUUGACAAGGCAACUGGUGUUAGUAAAUGCUUCGGUUUUGUAAGUUAUGACUCUCCUGUAGCUGCUCAGGCUGCCAUCAAUGCAAUGAAUGGUUCUCAGUUAGGUGGUAAAAAGCUUAAGGUACAACUUAAGAGAGACAAUAAGCAGCGCAAACCUUACUGAUGCUGGAAGCUAUUUGCAAGGAAACAAAAUUUCCUACAUUAUCUGGUCCCUUGCAGUUUCAGAGUUUUAUGACUGCAAAAUCAGGAAUUUAGUACAAGGUGGAUGGAAGAAAAUUGAUCAUCUUAUGCUUUGCUCCAUCCCAUCUUGUCUGAAGGUGGGGACACGUAGCUUCUUUUCUAUUCAAAUUCUUGACAUUUGUUACACUUGAUGUAUUCUAUUCAGCAUAUUUGUAAUUUUUGUAUCAUGAAUUUUUCAUUAGACAUCAGCAAUUAAAUUCAUUUGAUUCCCUCA
Messenger RNA from Elaeis guineensis (African oil palm), 1821 nucleotides. Lineage: Eukaryota; Viridiplantae; Streptophyta; Magnoliopsida; Arecales; Arecaceae. The record is from RefSeq and is a predicted model, not a curated record.